Aspergillus novofumigatus IBT 16806 is the source of this 1860-nucleotide messenger RNA. Its product is annotated as Zn(II)2Cys6 transcription factor. Gene Ontology annotation, molecular function: zinc ion binding; DNA binding; DNA-binding transcription factor activity, RNA polymerase II-specific. The coding region runs from base 1 to 1860 and encodes 619 amino acids. The record is from RefSeq and is a predicted model, not a curated record. Lineage: Eukaryota; Fungi; Ascomycota; Eurotiomycetes; Eurotiales; Aspergillaceae. The transcript has 2 exons. Gene Ontology annotation, biological process: DNA-templated transcription; regulation of DNA-templated transcription.
AUGGCAGAAACCCCACCCUUUUUGAUGGAAUCCUCCUCCACCACUGAGGCUCCAUUCAACCUCCCCGGCCCAUCUACAGCCGGCGACGUACGGCGGACUCCACGCGGAGCCGCGGCAUACCCCCGCAAAAGGGCCAUCACCGCAUGCCAGGUCUGCCGUGCGCGUCGCACCAAAUGCGACAAUCGGAAGCCCUCAUGCUCCUUUUGCCUCAAGGUUGGCGCUCGGUGCGUCCAAUCCGCCGUCGACUUAUCCAGAUACGAUCCCGCGAGUAUCAAGAUCUUGGAGCAACUAAGCGAGCUUAGAGAUGCGAUGGGGAAGUGUCAGUCUGCUAUUGAAAACCUAGGAAACUUGGAGGUACAUGCUGGGGGGUCUACAUCGGUUGCUAUAGACUCCUCUCCAGGCGAGACAGUUUCUGACGUAGACCGGACUCGACUGUUGCCUCCAUCUAUUGAGGCUAUUUGCCGGUGGCCGGUUCUUGAUCUAACCCCAGUUUCCCCGCGCGGGGAGGGUCUAGCCUCUACCUCAACCGACACAGACACCGGGAGUGGCUUAUCACCGGAUAACCUGGACAUGCGACUCACCCGACCGCUACUCGAUCGGUUUUUCCAAUACGUGCACGUCAAAAAUCCUGUGCUCGACGAAACAUAUACGCGCCGAUUAGUUGCCUAUUUCUGCGUUGAGGGGCUCGACUGGUCCCCAGAAUCAUGUCUUGCCCUUCUCGUUCUCGCCCUUGGGGCAACCGCUACCCCAUUUGAGGGCCCCGACCAACCCGAAAGGAACUCGGCAUCCAUCAUCAGUGCCCGCUCCUUCUACAAAGCCGCACAGAAGCGACUAGCCCUGACGGUGGACGGCCCAGAUAGGGUACUGGAAGCACAAUGCUAUUUCCUGUCCGGUGUAUACGCAGCUACCCUCUUCCACCUAGACACCGCCUGGAAACUCUUCCUCCAUGCCCUAGCAUGCUGUCAAACCUUCCAAUUCCAGUCCUCCCCCUCCUCACGCGACACGCAGGUCUUUGAUCCGGUCCACAGCGAACGCACCAGCGGCGGGCGAACUCUAAGCCGAGAACAAGCAAUCUACUGGUCCUCCUGGAAAUUCGAACGUGAACUCCGCAGCCACUUGACCGUCCCUGAUUUUGCCCUCUCGCAAACAGAAAUGGUCACAUACCCACAUUUCUUCCCUACACCCCCCCUCCACGUCCGCGAGGAACAAUCAUGGUACUUCUACCUCUCUGAAAUCUCCCUCCGCCGCUUAGCAUCCUGUAUCGCGAAGGGAAUCGUGCAGUUCUACCCCGCACUACCCGGAGAGCAUUUCCUCGACGGAUUAGCUACAGCAACCCGUAUCCACGAGUCUCAAGCAGAGGAGUGGGCUAUCCGGCUUCCACGGGUUUUAUCCCUUGACCAGCCGCCAGAAACGGAUGAUAUUUGUCGAUUUGUCCUUCGCGGCCACCUGCUCAAUCUAUACGAAAGUAUCUACUGGCCCUUCAUUGACGCGCUGAUUAGCGGGUUUCCGAUGGAUGGGGAGAGAGUAUUACUGCGGAGCCUUGUGCUGAAGGGAUUACAGAAGCAUGUUGAGAGGCUGUGGGUUAACCACGCCGGGUGUAAGCAUCGGCACCACGGGACACUUUUUCUGCUUCGGAAUUGUAGUCGGAGUGCACUGGUGCUCGUGGCUGCCGCGUUGGCGAUUCAGGGGCAGUUGGACAAAGAGGGGCAGUGCGCAGUCGUGAUGCCUUUGGGGUGGAGGGAAGCCGUGCUUUUAGCGGUGGAGAUGAAUCGGUAUUGGGCGGGCGAGUCGGCCGAUGCGGCGUAUCUUGGGCGGGUUGUCGAGGCUGCCUGGGGGAAGGUUGAAGGGGUCCAUAUUUAG